AUGGCACACGCUUAUGUGGACAGGGGGAACCAGCUGAUUUGCCAGGACCCAAAGAAGAUGGCAAUCCUGUCCGUGUGGAUGGGGGUGGAGGCUCACCAGUUUGAUCUUGUGACUUUGAAGCUGAGUUGGGAGCUAGCUAUUAAACCACUGUUUGGCAUGACAAUGGAUGCUUCGGUAAUGAAGGAGAACAAGGCAAAGCUGGCUAAGGUUUUGGACGUGUAUGCGGCUCAGCUGGCUCAAUCGAAGUACUUGGGCGGAGAAUGCUUCACAUUGGCCAACAUGCACCACCUGCCCAACACUCAAAUCCCAAUGGGUACUCAAGCAAAGAAGCUCUUUGAUUCCCGCCCCACGUGA
Camellia sinensis is the source of this 354-nucleotide messenger RNA. RefSeq names its product glutathione S-transferase. The record is from RefSeq and is a predicted model, not a curated record. Lineage: Eukaryota; Viridiplantae; Streptophyta; Magnoliopsida; Ericales; Theaceae. Gene Ontology annotation, biological process: glutathione metabolic process. Gene Ontology annotation, molecular function: glutathione transferase activity; glutathione binding. Gene Ontology annotation, cellular component: cytoplasm.